GGAAGUAGUAGUUUCACAACAAGGGCAGCUUCCUGUACUUUCUUCUCCUGAGCUGUCAAAACUGUAAGCAAACUUGAAGUUUUUUUAUGUCUUUGUUUAAAAAAAUGAAUGUUAAUUAUAGUUGAAUGAGUGGUUUAAGGGCACAGAGGUGCGGCUGUAGGAAGCGGGACAGUUUCCACAUGUGCAGCAGGAGCACCGGUGUUCUCUGUGGUCACUGAGUGGGUGUGAAGGGCAUGCUGGGAUCCACGCUGCUCGGGGCUCUGCGGACCCUGCGCUCACCCACACUGGUCGGUACAGCUCUGCGGGCUUCCUGCGGGGCCUCCCCGGUGUGGAGGACGCCUCCUGUCCGCAGGCUGCAGCUGUGCUCCGCCUUGUGCGCAGGACACAACAAAUGGUCAAAGGUGAAGAACAUCAAGGGACCCAAAGAUGAGGCGAGAGGAAAAAUUUUCAUGAAGUAUGGGAUGUUGAUAAGAAUAGCUGUGAAGGAAGGAGGAUCUAACCCAGACCUGAAUAUAAACUUGGCCAACCUACUGGAACAAUGCAGGAGCAAAAACAUGCCCAAAGCAUCUAUAGAUGCAGCGAUCAAGAGUGCGGAGAAGGCCAAACCAGCGUCUCAGCACAUGUUUGAAGCUCGUGGGCCCGGUGGCUGUCUGCUGCUCAUUGAAGUUCUGACUGACAACAACUCACGGACUCACCAGGACAUCAAACGGCUGCUCAACAAGAACGGAGGGAUGCUGUCCGACGGAGCACGGCAUAAUUUCAACAGAAGGGGUGUGGUGGUGGUGCCCGCUCAGAACGUCUCUGCAGAGAGAGCCUUGGAGAUGGCCAUCGAGGCCGGAGCUGAAGACGUCCUAGAAACUGAGGAUGAGGAGGAGAAGCUUCAGCUGAAGUUUAUCUGCGCUAUGUCAGACCUAAACAAGGUGCGGGGCUCUCUGGAGGGACUGGGAUUACAGAUCACAUCUGCAGGUUUGGAGUUUGUUCCUCGCAAUCACUCUUCUCUGGACCAGGAGCAGAUGGAAGCUGCUUCCACUCUCAUAGAGGCCCUCACUGACUGUCCAGAUGUAGUGAGAGUGUGGGACAACAUCCAGGCCGACAGCUGAGACAUUUGGGGGACACUGCAUUUUUGAAAUACCCCGAGGAUUUGCCAUCUGAUACUUUUAAAUAAGAGUGUAUGCUGAAAGCUGUGUGUGUUCCACAAAGAAGAGACAUUUUCAGGAAGAAGUUUUCAAUGUUUUACCUGGAAAAACAUUAAAAAGAAUUAAACCCUUGGUACCAUUAGGGAGAGAGUUGUUGCUUUUAUUAGUCCAUCCAAGAAGAAUAUUAUUUAGUUAGCGCUACAGGAACAAAUCUGUUACAGCGUUGAUAAAGAGUAAAAGGCUCAAAUGAAAACAUUUCCCUAGGAUGCAGUAAAUAGAUUAUCCCUCAUCAUAAUCUAAAAUCUAUAAAUUGGCUUUUCGUCCCUUAAAUUAGGUUAACUCACAGAACUUUCCCAGAUUUAUUGUCAGCUCUGUCUUCAGUGUAGCUGGGGAGCAAAUGCAAAGGGCUUGCAUCCUCUGAUAUUGAUUUUAAACAUCAUUUGUCAACCAGACAGUUAAACAAUAGGAUAAUCUCAGAACUCCUUAAUAGCAACGUCUUUGCAACGUCCAGCUUGACGAUAGCAGAGACCUGGACACAAGACAAACCACCAUUCAUGCACUCAUACUAACAAACAUGGUAGAGAGACAAAUUAAGCCAACUGAUGUUUACGGACAGUGGGAGGAAAAUUAAGUACCCAUUCGUUCACAGUGAGAGCAAACCUAAAACCUUCCUGCUGUAACUGCACCAUAAUGCAGCUUAAUUCUAAUACAGCUGGACGAUCAAA
Molecule: messenger RNA, 1861 nt
Organism: Cyprinodon tularosa
Lineage: Eukaryota; Metazoa; Chordata; Actinopteri; Cyprinodontiformes; Cyprinodontidae
Gene: taco1
Product: translational activator of cytochrome c oxidase 1
Exons: 5
Coding region: 234-1100 (288 amino acids)
Cellular component (GO): mitochondrion
Source: RefSeq, a predicted model, not a curated record